GUGGGGGGCAGGAAGCCGCCGGCGUCGCCGCCGCCACCUCCUCCGCCUCCUCCGGGAGGGCGGCUAGCCAGCACUGGCCUCGUCCCUCCUCUUCCAGCGAGCGGCAAGCAAGCAAGCAGGCGGCCGAGGCCGAGGGGGGGAAUGGUGGGGUCCGGGCCGUGGGGCCACUCGGCCUCCUACCUGGCGGGGGCGCUUGUCGCCGUCCUGCUGUCCGGCUUGGCUCAGCCCCACGAUAUAUCUAGGCGACCAGCCUCGGAUCUGAAGAUUGAUCAGGCCUUGCUACAAAUUCAUAAUGAACUGCUCCAUGAGAACUUCUCUGUCUCCUGGGUGUCAGAUUAUUGUUACCAGUGCUUGGCUCAAGAGCUGAGUUUUGUCAUCAUGAGCAGUAUUGCAACUACCCAUGUGGAUUGUCAGCAUGCCAUGACUCUAAUUGUUAAUAGUACUCCAGAAGGCAAAGAACUUUGCAGGACACAUUACCAUUUUGGAGAAUUUGGAAACUAUUCCUUAAUAGUCAAGAAUCUCCACAGCAGCAGCCUGAAGAUUUCAUGCAAUAUCGUUGUCAACCAAAAUCCUAUCAACAGCUACCUCCCUAUUUUCAUUGCAGUUCUUAUCUAUCUGGGCUUUUUCCUUAUUCUGAGAUUGGGACUAUUUCUUCUGAAUAUUGAACUGGUCAGAAAUUGGCUUUACAAGAAGAUGAAUCCUAGAGAAACUGAUCGGCUUAUUAAUUCAGAGCUUGGAUCCCCAAGCAGAACAGACUCCAUUGGUAGUGAUCACCCAGCUGGGGUGUGGAGUGCUGCUUCCUCCCUACAUCGACUCCGUUCACUGGACACAUUCAGAGGGUUGGCUCUUAUAAUUAUGGUCUUUGUGAAUUAUGGUGGAGGAAAGUAUUGGUUCUUCAAGCACCAGAGCUGGAAUGGACUAACUGUAGCAGACCUCGUCUUUCCAUGGUUUGUGUUUAUCAUGGGCACUUCCAUUGCUCUGUCGCUCAGUUCCAUGUUGAGACGAGGAUGUUCCAAGUGGCGAUUGCUGGUGAAAAUCCUGUGGAGGAGCCUCCUCCUCUUUUUAAUAGGAGUCAUAGUUGUGAACCCAAAUUACUGCCUUGGGCCUUUGUCUUGGGACAAUCUACGAAUUCCUGGUGUGCUUCAGAGACUCGGCUGUACAUACCUUGUAGUUGCUCUGCUUGAGCUUCUCUUUGCCAAACCUGUGCCUGAAAGCAGUUCUCCGGAAGCACCAUGCCCUGCUCUCCGGGAUAUUUUGCCCUAUUGGCCUCAGUGGCUUAUCAUGAUGGCGCUUGAAGCAGCUUGGCUGUGCCUCACCUUCCUGUUAAAUGUACCCGGGUGUCCAAAGAGUUACCUUGGCCCUGGAGGUAUUGGUGAUUUUGGAAACGUCUCCAACUGUACAGGGGGAGCAGCUGCCUAUAUUGAUCGCUUGAUCCUAGGAGAGAAGCACAUGUACCAACAUCCAUCUUCUAGUGUUAUCUACCUGACUACAGUGCCCUUUGACCCAGAAGGAAUUUUGGGAACAAUCAAUUCAAUCAUCAUGGCAUUUCUGGGACUUCAGGCAGGAAAAAUUAUCUUGUUUUAUAAACAUCAGCACUCACAAAUAAUGGUCCGUUUUUUCCUGUGGAGUGUAGUCAUGGGUGUCAUUUCUAUUGUGCUGACCAUGUGCUCAAAAGAUGAAGGCAUUAUUCCAGUGAACAAGAAUUUAUGGUCCAUCUCAUAUGUGACAACACUGAGCAGCUUUGCCUUUCUGCUUCUGCUAUCAAUAUAUUAUCUUGUAGAUGUCAAGAAGAUGUGGUCAGGUUCUCCAUUUUUCUUUCCAGGUAUGAACUCCAUUCUCAUCUACGUUGGGCAUGAAAUAUUUGAAGAUUACUUUCCUUUUAAGUGGCGGAUGGUGAACCCACAAUCACAUACUGAACAUUUGGCUCAGAACCUAAUUGCCACCUCCCUAUGGGUCUUCAUAGCCUAUGUACUCUACCGGAAGAGAAUAUUCUGGAAAAUCUAACUGACUCAAUAAUAGGUCAAGAACUUGGGGGGGAGGGGCUGAAAUACCUCUACCAUGUUACAGGUUUUUUAAUGGAUCAUAUGGUUGGUUUACAUUCCAGGUCAUCUUUAACUGAGACGUGCCUAUUUAAGAUUUUGUGACUCAUUUGUCAUUUAGCUGAAACACAGCUUUGUUUAAACUUUGUCUACAGAUUCACUGUAUUAUUCCAUUUCUGAAUAAACAUACUGAAUAGCUCUUAAAC
This is a messenger RNA of Pogona vitticeps (central bearded dragon), 2245 nucleotides long. The record is from RefSeq and is a predicted model, not a curated record. NCBI's taxonomy places the organism in Eukaryota, Metazoa, Chordata, Lepidosauria, Squamata, Agamidae.